Saxophila tyrrhenica is the source of this 1161-nucleotide messenger RNA. RefSeq names its product TFIIH complex serine/threonine-protein kinase subunit kin28 (gene KIN28). Gene Ontology annotation, cellular component: cytoplasm; transcription factor TFIIK complex; nucleus. The transcript has 2 exons. The coding region runs from base 1 to 1161 and encodes 386 amino acids. Gene Ontology annotation, molecular function: RNA polymerase II CTD heptapeptide repeat kinase activity; cyclin-dependent protein serine/threonine kinase activity; ATP binding. Gene Ontology annotation, biological process: protein phosphorylation; positive regulation of transcription by RNA polymerase II. Lineage: Eukaryota; Fungi; Ascomycota; Dothideomycetes; Mycosphaerellales; Extremaceae. The record is from RefSeq and is a predicted model, not a curated record.
AUGGCCACCUCGCCAGCCUUCGAUGUGCCAGCAGAACCGCCGUACAAACGGCAGAAGACAUCCUCUGAGCCGAUGAAUCCAUCUUCUCCGGCGCCUGUAGCUGAUCUGGCCGAACAACUGGACAACCAAGAACGGAAGAAGUACGUCAAGGGCAAGAAGAUCGGCUCUGCACAUCUCGUCUCGGAUCCCCAGAAGCUCGUGGCCAUCAAGAAGAUCAAAGUGGGAGCAGAGGUGAAAGCGUUCGGGAUUAGCUACGACUCAUUACGAGAAAUCAAAUUCCUGCAGGAACUGGACCAUCCUAACAUUAUCAAGCUGCACGCGGUCUUCUCGAGCAAGGGCCAAAACCUGAAUCUAGUCCUCGAGCAUCUUCCGCAGGGCGACUUGCUCAAGCUCGUUCAGGAUACGGCCAACAUCUCUUACACACCUGCUGACAUUAAAAGCUGGAUGCUCAUGCUCAUGCGUGCGACCUACUUUUGCCAUCAGAACUUCAUUCUCCAUCGCGACAUCAAGCCCAACAAUCUGCUGAUAGCGGCGAAUGGCGAAAUCAAGCUUGCGGAUUUUGGUCUCGCGCGGUCGUUUGCUGAUCCGUUCCAACCGAUGACCUACAAUACUGUGACCACCUGGUAUCGUCCGCCCGAGCUGUUCUUCCAAGCGCAAUACUACGGCGGCCGUGUCGACAUAUGGAGCUGCGGAUGCGUGUUCGCAGAGCUUAUAGCCCGAGAUGUGCUCUUCCGCGCCUGGCCGGAGAACGAAAUCAACAUGGUGAAGCUCAUCUGUGAGAAGGUCGGAACGCCCACCGACGACAACUGGCCUGGUGUCUCGAAGCUGAAAGGCUAUGUGACCCCUUCUGAGGUCAUCCCCAUCCGGUCAAAAGAUCAAUGGAUGAUGGGCUUCCGGGCGAUUGGAGAGACUGGCGUGGAUCUGCUGAUGAAGAUGUUGACGCUGGAUCCGCGGAAGAGGUUGAGUGCAGAGCAAGUUCUGCGGCACUCGUUCUGGACGGAGUCGCCCAGGCCUAGUCGAUUGGAGGAUCUACCCAAGAAAGGCGGCGGGAUCGAAGCAAUGGGCGAGGAGUUGAAGAAGAAGGGUGGUGAGCUACCGAAUGGUUCUGCUAGAGGCGACAAGAUUGCAAGGAAGAUUGACUUUGGCGCAAUGAACGGGUGA